This is a messenger RNA of Daldinia caldariorum, 1581 nucleotides long. RefSeq lists its product as uncharacterized. The record is from RefSeq and is a predicted model, not a curated record. Gene Ontology annotation, biological process: intracellular glucose homeostasis; glucose 6-phosphate metabolic process; glycolytic process. Bases 1 to 1581 code for a protein of 526 amino acids. Gene Ontology annotation, cellular component: mitochondrion; cytosol. The transcript is spliced from 3 exons. Gene Ontology annotation, molecular function: fructokinase activity; glucokinase activity; ATP binding. NCBI's taxonomy places the organism in Eukaryota, Fungi, Ascomycota, Sordariomycetes, Xylariales, Hypoxylaceae.
AUGGCGCUCGCACAAGAGACGAAGCGCAUCACCGCGCAGUUUGAAUAUACAGAUGAAGAUGUAAACAAAGGUGUGAAGGAGUUCCUUCGGCAAAUGGAUGAGGGAUUAGAACGAGAGGGCACGAGUUUGAGCCAAAUACCUACCUACGUCACUAGUGUCCCCAAUGGCACUGAAAAGGGGUUAUACCUAGCAGUCGACUUAGGGGGCACGAAUUUCCGAGUCUGCUCUGUUCAUUUGAACGGUGAUACUACUUUCAACCUCACAUACAGCAAAGUAGCAAUUCCGAAGGAAUUAAUGGUCGCAAAGAAAGCCAGUCAUCUAUUCGCGUUUUUGGCCAAGCAGAUCGAGCUAUUUCUCAGAAAACACCACGAAGAUCAUUUCGAAGCUCACAUCCGACGCCGGCAGACUGUGAGCACUCCUGAAGGGUAUAGGGACGAGCAAAUAUUCCGACUCGGCUUUACUUUCAGCUUUCCCGUCCAACAGUAUGGAAUUAACAAGGGAACUCUUAUGAGGUGGACCAAGGGCUUCGAUAUCCCGGAUGCUGUUGGCAAAGACGUAUGCGCUUUGCUACAGCAGGAGAUUGAUCUGCUCCGCCUCCCAGUCAAAGUGGCCGCCUUGGUGAACGACACUGUCGGUACGCUUAUGGCUCGCUCUUAUACUUCCCCGGGCAAGACAUCUACUCUUCUUGGUGCUAUUUUCGGGACGGGUACCAAUGGCGCCUACGUGGAAAAAGUUUCCAACAUCAAAAAGCCCGUCAAAGGCGGCUACGAUAAGACAACAGACCUGAUGGUUAUAAAUACUGAGUGGGGAUCUUUCGACAACCAGAUGAACGUACUGCCAAAUACUUCAUACGACAUAGAAUUAGAUCAGAAGAGCGUGAACCCCGGCAUACAGAUGUUCGAGAAGCGGGUAUCCGGCAUGUUCUUAGGCGAGAUUGUCCGCCUGGUAAUUGUUGAUAUGCUCAAGAACCCCAACAUAUCGCUGUUCCGUGAUGAGAAUUCCAGUCAAAAUGAUUGGAAAUCCACAACCACCAUUGCUCCCGAGUCUGCACUGUUCAAGCAAUGGGGUCUCGACAGCUCGUUAAUGUCUAUAGCCGCGGCUGAUAACACACCCGAUUAUUCGUCUAUUCGGCAGGAACUGGAAAAGCAACUGCAAAUAUACGCCGCCUCGCUUGAAGACGCUACAGCAUUCAAGGAGGUAGCAUAUGCUGUUGGACGUCGGGCGGCAAGGCUCUCUGCCGUCGCCCUUGGUGCUGUCGUCCUGAAAAGCGGCAAACUGAACGAGUCAACGGAUGAGCCAAUCGACAUCGGUGUCGACGGCAGUCUUGUUGAGCAUUACCCUUUCUUCCGGAGUAUGAUUUACGAAGCGCUCGCGGCGAUCGAGGGUAUCGGUCCGGAAGGAGCAAAACGGAUCCGCAUCGGAAUCGCUAAGGAUGGUAGCGGUGUCGGAGCAGCGUUGAUCGCACUUGUGGCCGCGAAUAUGGAGAAGAAGGGUGUUGUCGAUUACCUGAACUACAUUAAGACCAGUGUUGUUGAGAAGUUCACAAGCGCCAUCUCUCAGGAGCCGACAACGGUAGUAUGA